Molecule: messenger RNA, 2659 nt
Organism: Gallus gallus (chicken)
Lineage: Eukaryota; Metazoa; Chordata; Aves; Galliformes; Phasianidae
Gene: GABPB2
Product: GA binding protein transcription factor beta subunit 2
Exons: 9
Coding region: 1163-2377 (404 amino acids)
Biological process (GO): positive regulation of transcription by RNA polymerase II
Cellular component (GO): nucleus
Molecular function (GO): protein binding; transcription cis-regulatory region binding
Source: RefSeq, a predicted model, not a curated record
GGGCGGGAACGGCCGAGCAGAGCGUGAGUGGGGCUGGAGGGGCUGUGGGGGGAUUCUGAGAGACUGGCGUUGGGAGGAUGGUGAGGUGUGGGUUGCCCUUAGGGAUCUCUCAUGGGGGCCCUCAGGGGAUUGCUUUGCCCGGAGGGGGUCUCAGGCUGGGGGUAGUGAGGGUCCCUCCGCCCUGAGGGGUGAUGGGGGUCCGUAGGGUUCGGCCCAUCCCCGUAGGUGAGUGCUGAGAGGUGACUGUGUGACAGAGCGCCGCGGUUGGGGCUCAGCAGUGGUGUCCACGAGCUGUAGUGCGUUCAGAGGAUCCCCCAGCUGCGGGGUUGGGGGGGACCCCUGGAGGUCCUCUGCUCCAAACCCCCCUAAAGCAGUUCCCCGCAGCAGGAGCGCGUCCAGAGGGGUUGGGUCUCUCCAGAGGAGGUCUCUGCAGAUCCUGUGUGCUCUGUGCCAGAGCUCUGCCGUCCUCCUCGCAGCACAGAGUUUGUAUGUUCAGACAGAACGCUCCGGGCUGUGCCCGCCGCCCCUUAUCCUGGUGCUGAGCAGCACCAAACGGAGCCUAGUGCUCCUCCCGACCUCUGCCCUUCAGAUCAGCACUGAUCAGACCCCUCUCAGUCAUCUCUUCUCCAGGUGAAUGGCCCCAGGGCUCCAAGCCUGAGCCCAUCGGGAGGCCCUGAGGCCCCCACCAUCUCUGCAGGGCUCUCCCAGCACUUCCCGGUCUGCCCUGAGCUGGGGAGCCCCAUGCUGGGUGCAGCGCUGCAGCCGUGCCCUCCCCAGGGCAGAGCAGAGGGGAGGAGCGCCGCCCUGCCCUGCUGGCAGUGCUCUGGGCGCUGCACCCCGGGGGAUCGUUGUUCCUCUUGGCCACCAGGGCACGCUGCUGGCUCGUGGUCAGCCUGCUGGCCACCAGGACCCGCAGCUCCUCCACAGGGCUCCUUUCCAGCAACUCAGCCCCCAGCCUGCACUGAUGCAUUCAUGUUCCAGCUGAACACUUAAAUUCACAGCUCGUCCUAAAGCAGACUUACAAAGCAAGAUGUGAUUUUAGAGGGAGGAGCUGAUGAAUGCUGCGCUGCCCGGUUCUGCUCUCGGACCUGGAUCCACAUGGGCACGCCGCUGUGUCUGAACGACGUGCUGCUGGGCUUGUGGCAGCUCCGUGCUCCCAUGUAUGAAGAUGUCUUUGGUGGACCUGGGGAAGCAGCUGCUGGAAGCAGCGCGCAGAGGCGAAGAUGACGAAGUGCGGACGCUGAUGGCCAGCGGUGCUCCCUUCACCACGGACUGGCUCGGGACGUCCCCGCUCCACCUGGCUGCACAGCACGGCCACUACUCCACGGCCGAGGUGCUGCUCCGCGCCGGCGUCAGCAGAGACGCGCGGACCAAAGUGGACCGAACCCCCCUGCACAUGGCUGCGGCUGAUGGACACACUCAUGUGGUGGACUUGUUAAUUAGGAACGGGGCUGAUGUGAAUGCCAAGGACAUGCUGAAAAUGACUGCUUUACACUGGGCAGCAGAACACAACCACCGGGACGUGGUGGAGCUGCUCGUCAGAUACGGAGCUGAUGUCCACGCCUUCAGCAAGUUUGAUAAAUCACCCUUUGACAUUGCUUUGGACAAGAACAAUCCGGAGACCCUGGUGAUCCUGCAGGAAGCAAUGCAGCAGCAGGUGGACGCACGCCCAGAGAAAGCAGAUCCCAUCAGCAGCACUGUGACUGUCAGCUCACCAUUUGUUCUUACAGCUGGAGAUGUCCUCAGCCUCGCUGGUCUCAUCUCUGCAGCAAACACCAAAGGCUCGCUGUGUUUCCAUGUUGUACCCAAGCUCAGCCCCCAGGCUUCGCUUUCAAUUCAAGGAAGAGAGGCGGAAAUGAUGACUUUUUUUUCCUGUUUUCCUUUUGGCACUGACCUCAUUUCCCAAGGCGACGCAGAGGAACGGCUGGCGGCGGAUCCUGUCGGUGCUGCGGGCAGCAGAGGGCAGCGUGUCGUCACCAUCGUGACCAACGUCACCAACAGCAUUGCCCUGAGCAGCCUGCAGUCAGCCGGCCUCGGCCAGCCCUGUGUCAUCACUGUGCAGGAUGGGCAGCCAGCUCUUGGUUUUCCAGCUGUAGCUGUACCUGCUGGUCAGGCUGCAGAGGAGACUGCGACUGGGGGUGGAAGUGAUGCAGGAGGAGGAGAAAAGCCACCAGCCAAGAGGCUGAAAGCAGAACAAAACAGGAAUGAUGUGGAGAAAAGGGAGGGCAGCACUGAAGGAGAAGCGCCCCAGCAGCAGCCCAGCACAGCACAGGGAGAGCAGAACGUCAGCACGGUGUGCACAGCUGUGGUGAGCUCAGAGGACACGGAGGGAACGGAGCGGGUGGCCAACAGUGCUGCGGGAUCCAUCACCUCCUAAUGGUGGGCUGUGGGAGCGGGGCUGGAGCAGAAACACUGCUGGGGCAGCUGCAGCCAGAGUGGGCUGAGACACCGCGGAGAGCCGGGGGUGAGGGGCCGGGCUGGGACCCACCGUGCCAUGGACACCUCUGUGCCCGCAGGGCAGCGCGCCGUGCACACAGCGAGGGCCGGGCGGCUCUGCAGACACACCUGUCACUUUUUUACUCAGCAGUUCUUUUUUGUUUGUUUGUUUGUUUUUUAAAGAUGCUGAAACCUUUUCUAAAUACUGUUCUCAUUGCUGGAA